CCAGCUUUGGUCGCUCGGCCACUGACAUGGCACCCUACGGAAAUGACAACGGCUAUAACGUGGUGAUAAACAGUACAGCUUCUAAUCUAUUAAUUUGCGUUUUUAAUUAAGAGACAUAGUUAUGUAGAAAGAAAGUAAAUUAACUAAGGAUUUACGUCGUACAGCCGCUGUGAGUUUGUUCGCGGUUUUGCAUGCAGCUGGUCAGUGGCAGAUUGUUGAGAACAAUGGCAGCAGCUCCACCUCCCAACUUCUCCUGGGUUGAACCUCAGAAACUAGCUGGACUGGCAAUGCCGAGAAUGACAGCCCAUUACCAAUACCUAUUGAAUAGUGGAAUUAAACACUUAAUUACUUUAUCAGAGAGAAAACCACCGUACUGUGACACUUGUCCAGAGUUGACUUUGCAUCACAUCAGAAUACAUGACUUCUGUGCUCCAACCUUUGAUCAAAUCAAGCGCUUCUUGUCUAUAGUAGAGGAAGCAAAUUCAAAAGGAGAGGCAGUUGCAGUUCACUGUAUGCAUGGCUUUGGAAGAACUGGGACAAUGCUGGCCUGUUACUUGGUGAAAAGCAAAAAAAUCAGUGGAAUUGAUGCCAUUAAUGAAAUAAGAAGGAUACGCCAUGGUUCGAUUGAAACUCGAGAACAGGAACAAAUUGUAGUGCAGUUCUAUCAGCAAAAUAAGUUUUAAAGUAUAUUAUGCGAUAUAUGUAAAAUCCAUUAAACUACCUGAUGAAGGAA
Trichomycterus rosablanca is the source of this 733-nucleotide messenger RNA. It is a transcript of the gene dusp23b, whose product is annotated as dual specificity phosphatase 23b. The record is from RefSeq and is a predicted model, not a curated record. Gene Ontology annotation, cellular component: cytoplasm. Lineage: Eukaryota; Metazoa; Chordata; Actinopteri; Siluriformes; Trichomycteridae. Gene Ontology annotation, biological process: protein dephosphorylation. The transcript is spliced from 3 exons. Gene Ontology annotation, molecular function: protein tyrosine phosphatase activity; protein tyrosine/serine/threonine phosphatase activity. The coding region runs from base 192 to 683 and encodes 163 amino acids.